Molecule: messenger RNA, 2250 nt
Organism: Prunus armeniaca (apricot)
Lineage: Eukaryota; Viridiplantae; Streptophyta; Magnoliopsida; Rosales; Rosaceae
Source: the annotation of a GenBank genome assembly
AUGGGUACUGGUUGGAGACGAGCCUUCUGCACUACAGUCCCUCGAGAUCCAGCAGAUCAAACCAGAGUAUCAGAGAAGCAGCAGAGAAGCCCAAGCCCAAGUCCCAGAAGCUGUACGAGGCUUGGUUUCUUCUCCAGUGGCAGCAGCAACCCUUCAACUCCUAGAUUGCAAUCUCAGCCGGUCAUCUCAACCCAGAGCUCCAUUGAUGACCAUGAAAGCCCCAGGCUGCUUGAAUGCAAAACCAGUAGUAGCACUCCCAAGAGUACAAGAACUUCCUUUCUCUCCAGCUCAAACCCAACUUCUCCCCGAUCCCCUCUCAAGCUCUCCCUCUUCAGAAACAGCUUCAAAUUUCGAAGCAACUGUGGGAUUUGCUUGAACAGCGUGAAGACAGGGCAGGGCACAGCCAUAUACACAGCAGAGUGUGGUCACGCCUUCCAUUUCCCUUGCAUAGCUGCUCAUGUGCGCAGCCAUGACAGCCUCGUCUGCCCAGUCUGCAACUGCACCUGGAAAGACGUCCCUCUCCUCGCUAUCCACAAAAACCUCAACCAAUCCCGAAACGACGUCGUGGAGCCCACCAAACCCAAGCCCAGGGAAGUGGAGAAGAAGAUAAUAGUGGAGGCCUCCUCACCCAGAGCCUCAUCGAAGCCAUUGUACGACGACGACGAGUCUCUUUUCUCUCCCACAUCUCGGAUCAUCCCUAUACCAGAAGCCGACGAUGAAGACGAAGACGAAGACGCCACAGACCCAUUCCCCGAAAACGACGACGUCGAGGAGUUCCAGGGCUUUUUCGUCAAUCCGAACCCUUCAUCUUCCGACGCGCAAAUCAACGGCCGAGAUAUCAGAACCAAUAAUGUCCAGGUCAGGAUAUUACCCGAGUCCGCUUUACUCUCGUCGGGUCGGGGCUUCGACACCUACGUCGUGGCGUUGCGGGUCAAGGCUCCUCCGCCCCCAGUUUUUAACACUUCGCGUCGUGUUUCGAUCGAUUUGGUGACGGUGCUCGACGUCAGCGGAAGCAUGACCGGCGCGAAGCUCCAGAUGCUGAAACGCGCCAUGCGUUUGGUCAUUUCGUCGCUCGGCUCCAACGACCGGCUUUCGAUUGUCGCAUUCUCAGCUACCACGAAGCGGCUGCUGCCGUUGAAGAGAAUGACGGCUCACGGUCAACGUUCGGCCAGGAGAAUCGUUGACCGGCUUGUGUGCGGUCAGGGGACAAGUGUUGGCGAUGCAUUGAGGAAGGCGACUAAAGUGCUUGAAGAUCGGAGGGACAGAAAUCCGGUUGCCAGUAUCAUGCUCUUAUCGGACGGUCAGGAUGAGAGGGUGAAAAAUUCAGCCCAUCAACGUCAGGGAUCCGGCCACGUGUCGGCUACCCGAUUCGCUCAUAUUGAGAUACCGGUUCAUGCUUUUGGCUUCGGUGAAACCGGCGGCUACAGCCAGGAGCCGGCUGAGGACGCGUUUGCCAAAUGCGUUGGGGGAAUUUUGAGUGUGGUUGUGCAAGACUUGAGAAUUCAGCUCGGCUUCGAUUCCGGCUCGGCUCCAGCUGAGAUUGCAGCCAUCUAUUCGUGCAAUGGAGGGCCUGCUGUGCACGGUUCAGCUUCCGUGCGGCUCGGCGACUUGUAUGCCGAGGAAGAGAGGGAGCUGCUCGUUGAGCUGCGUGUUCCCCGAGCCUUGGCUCGCGGGAGCCACCAUGUUAUGUCAGUCCGUUGCCUUUAUAAAGACCCGGCUACUCAGGAGAUUGUGUAUGGGAGAGAGCAGGCGCUGUUAGUACCUCUCGCUGAUGCCGUUCGAUCAGCUUCCGGUCCAAAGAUCGAACGAUUAAGAGGUCUUUUUAUAACCACACGUGCCGUAGCCGAGUCACGGAGAUUGGUUGAGCAUAACGACUACUCUAGCGCGCAUCAUUUGCUUGCAUCGGCUCGGGCUUUGCUCCUCAAGUCUAAGUCUGCAUCGGCUGAGGAGCACGUACGCGGCUUGGAAGCUGAGCUGGCGGAGCUGCAUUGGAGGAGACAGCAUAAGAUCAUGGAGGAGCAGCAGCAGAUGCUGAUGAUGAUCCAACGGCGGAGAGGUGGCGGCAGCAGCGAGAGGGAGAUAGCCGUGGACGAAAACGGGGAGCCGCUUACGCCGACAUCAGCGUGGAGAGCGGCUGAGAAGCUGGCUAAAGUGGCUAUGAUGAAGAAGUCGUUGAAUAGAGUCAGCGACUUGCACGGCUUUGAAAAUGCUAGGGACAAGGUGGUAGUAGACGGGCGCGACCCUCAUUGA